ACCAUUUUCAUCCUUGUCCCGUCUUCACUUUCAUACAAGCCAACCUCCAUCAGUCAGCUUUCAUUCCGUCAGUUCUGGCACAGCUGGUCUCCAUAUCGAAUCAGUGUUAUCUAGCUCUGCGGACCUUUCUGUUUCUGGCUGCUCUUUCGUUCAGUCAUCCAACAGGCACAUUCCACUUCACUCGAUCGCCAAGUAAGAUGGAGUCGGACAGACGAAUGCGUAUUUGAAGCUCGCGUGAACGUUUUGGUUGCAGGUAUACUACGAGCCAAAUUCGGAGCUCUUGUAGUUUUCUUUCCAUGACAAAACACAGUCGGGAGCAGAUAAGCUAUGUGGAGGUAGAAAAACAUUUCAACCUUCCAAUUCUUGAAGCUGCUGCGCGACUUGGUGUAUGCAACGCUACGUUGAAGAGGGUCUGCCGCGAAAAUGGUGUUCCCAGAUGGCCUUACCGAAAGCUUAUGGCGGGUAAAACAAUGGAUGAAAUCAAGCGUGAUGCAGCCUUACUCUCAUUGCAAGGCGCCGGCACAUCCACAUCAUCCUCAAAUAAUCAGAGCCCAGUGUCGUCCAUUGCUGAUGCUGUGCCAUCUGCACCAAGCGUCGCGUUGGGAUUUGGCCAAGGCACCGGCAACGACUCCUCAUCCUUAUCACCACCAGUUCUGCCACUGACAACAGGAAGGCAGGGUCGUGUGAGCUGGGACGCAGCAAGGAAUAACAACGGAGCUGUGGCUGCCAUGGUUUCAGGACACCAUUGGGAUGGGCUUUUUGGGAGCAAUUUGAGGAAUGAGAAUGGACCAGCACUGGUAGUUGAUAUGAAGCAAGCCCAGCAGCAAGAACAGUUAACAGCUGUGCCAUGGUUGCGUAGAUCUUACAUAACCUAGGGUGGAUGUUCUCAAAUAGGUAUUG
Messenger RNA from Closterium sp. NIES-67, 900 nucleotides. Lineage: Eukaryota; Viridiplantae; Streptophyta; Zygnematophyceae; Desmidiales; Closteriaceae. The record is from the annotation of a GenBank genome assembly.